Messenger RNA from Otolemur garnettii (small-eared galago), 701 nucleotides. RefSeq names its product polycystic kidney disease protein 1-like 3. Gene Ontology annotation, molecular function: protein binding; calcium channel activity. Gene Ontology annotation, biological process: detection of mechanical stimulus. The transcript has 4 exons. Gene Ontology annotation, cellular component: membrane. Lineage: Eukaryota; Metazoa; Chordata; Mammalia; Primates; Galagidae. The record is from RefSeq and is a predicted model, not a curated record. The coding region runs from base 74 to 613 and encodes 179 amino acids.
UCAGCAGACACCCACCAGGGUCUCAGUCGUCACUGCCCUCACUCAGUGUUACUUCUGGGACAGCUCCAACAGGAUGUGGAGGAGCAGUGGAUGCCAAGUUGGCCUGCAGAGCACAGUUUCGAGAACCCAGUGUUUCUGUGACCACCUGACCUUCUUUGGUAGUGAUUUCUUCAUCAUCCCCAGGACCGUGAAUGUGGAAGACACCAUCAAACUGUUCCUUCGUGUGACCAGCAAUCCUGCUGGGGUGUCCUUGCUGGCCAGCCUUUUAGGAUUCUAUAUGAUCACAGCUGUGUGGGCUUGGAGACAGGAUCGUGCAGAUAUGCAGAAGGUGAAGGUCACUGUCCUGUCUGAUAACGAACCCAGCUCUCAAUUUCGCUACCUGGUUCAAGUCUACACAGGGUACCGAAGAAGGGCCGCUACAACAGCUCAGGUUGUUAUAACCCUCUACGGAUCAGAUGGACAGAGUGAGCCCCAUCACCUCUGGGACCCCCAGAAGACAGUCUUUGAACGGGGAGGACUGGAUGUCUUCCUUGUCACUACUCCGUCCUCUCUGGGGGAACUGCAUGGCCUUCGGCUCUGGCACGACAAUUCUGGCAUCAGUCCUUCUUGGUAAAACACCUGCAUCAUGGUGGCUGGUUGUUUCUUCUUUAUGCCUCAUAGAGGAAAAAGGAAAAAGCAUGGUAUCACAAUAAAUAAUUCUU